AAGAAGAAGAGGCAGGUAGUUUUGAUUUCGGGAGCGGGAUAGCAAGAGCUCGAGAUGACCCCGACGACGAUCGUUCAUAUAUGUAUAUUGAUUGCCUGCGGCAUUCUUAACUUUGUGAGCUGCGAAUACAAGUCAUCCAAUGCGAUUCAACAUCUUCUUGUCGGAAAACGAAACCAAGAAGAUAAUGUAAAUUUCUAUGGCAAACAGCAAACCUCGUUAUCCUGUCCAGAAAGAAAUGGUCGAUUUCCAAUUUCGUCUCAAUGUGAUGCCUACAUAGAAUGCAUUGACGGUAUCCCUGAAGAAAAAUUAUGUCCCGAGGGACUUCUAUUUAGUCCUGAAGCAAGAUUCAAUUAUCCUUGUGGAUAUCCAAUAGAUGUAAAUUGUGAGGGAAGACCUAAUCGACAACCUGCACAACCAACUGCUGAUUGUCCUCAUCAAUAUGGUUAUUUCAAGGUUGGGGAUAAGCAAAAUUGUGGUCAAUUUAUGAAUUGUGCUGACGGAAAGGGAUACAUUUUUGAUUGUCCUGAAGGAUUGGCUUUUAAUUCAGAAUCUUAUCGUUGUGAUUGGCCCGAUCAGGUCACUGAUUGCGAUGUUGAAGCAUUCUUGGGCUUCGUUUGUCCAGAAGAUCUUUCUACACGAGAAAUCAAAUUUUUCCGAAGUAAUCUGGAUUGUCAGCGGUACUAUGUUUGCGUAAAUGGCCGACCACGAUUGCAAAAUUGUGGUGAGGGUAGGGCUUUUAAUGAAUUAACAGGCGCUUGUGAUGCUGCGGAAAAUGUUACUGGAUGUGAAUUACUUGGAUUGUUACAUGAAAAAAAAACUGUGAAAUUAUUUUAAAUAUGGAAAGAAUUUUGGUAGCAUCUGUAAAUUUUGAUGAACGAGUAAUUUCUAUUAUUUAAACAUACAUAUUAAUAAUGCUACAUAAAUGAAGAAAUAAGUUUUGCAAAUAUGAGUAAGUGAAAAAAAUAUGAUGUAAAUAAUUGUAUGUUAAGAAUGUUCA
Apis laboriosa (Himalayan honeybee) is the source of this 997-nucleotide messenger RNA. Its product is annotated as protein obstructor-E-like. Gene Ontology annotation, cellular component: extracellular region. Bases 55 to 834 code for a protein of 259 amino acids. Lineage: Eukaryota; Metazoa; Arthropoda; Insecta; Hymenoptera; Apidae. The record is from RefSeq and is a predicted model, not a curated record. The transcript has 5 exons. Gene Ontology annotation, molecular function: chitin binding.